UGUAAUUUUACAGUUUCGGUUUUUGUCCGCAUGCGGGUGUGAUAUUUUUUUUUCAAAUUUCACCCUCGUUUAAAAGUAGGAAACCAUGGGGGUUCGUGGUUUGACUACUUACAUCGCCGCAAAUGCGGAGCGCUACUUGGAACCCUUCGAGCUGCACGAUUGUGAUUUGGUCAUCGAUGGGGAUAAUCUGUGCUUCCAACUGUACGUCCGCUCCGAGGCAGGGAUGGGCGCCUUUGGAGGGAACUAUGAUAAUUUCUACAGGGCGGUAUUGGAUUUUUUUGCCUUGCUGAGAAAGUGCUCAAUUCGUCCGUGGGUUUUGCUGGACGGAGGCUAUGAGGCCUGUAAACUAAAAACGGUGCGGCAAAGGAUGUUGGGUCGGAUUCAGUUCAUCAAGCACGUGAAGGUUGGGUCAAAUAGAUUGUUGAUUCCUCUAUUAAUGAGAGAAGUCUUCGUGGAUGCCUUGAGGGCCAUUAAGGUUCCCUUUAUGAGGUGUCUCUUUGAGGCUGAUAACGAAAUAGCAGUUCUAGCUAGGAAGUUGGAUUGUCCGGUUCUGAGCUAUGAUAGCGACUUUUACAUUCACAAUGUAAGAUAUAUACCAUAUGUAACAUUGAGUCAUAAAGUCUACCGGAAAACGAUUCAAAAUGAGGAAAACUUCCAAAUCGAGCUUGUCAGUAAAAAGGCUAAAGUCAAAAGUAAAUUGCUCGCUAAGGAAGGAACUUCGGAAAUUUUACCGGAACAAAUUCAAGAGUCGUACAACUAUUUGGACUGUUCGCUUUACACAAUAGAAAACCUAAUCGGCUCAGCGCACAAGCUGAAACCGGAAAUGUUGCCCCUGUUCGCAACCUUGCUCGGAAACGAUUACAUAGAAAGGCGGAUUCUGAAAACAUUUUACGCCUCGAUGACCGUUGGCAAAACGAACCGAAAGGUUCCGCGUGAAAAGCGCAAAAUCCUGGGAAUAUUACGGUGGCUCCAGCAUCACACGGUUCAAUCGGCGACCAACACCAUUCUCGGGCAGAUCAAGGAACGCAACAGACAAAAGUUGAAGCGGCAGUUGCGUGGGGCAAUGCAUGGAUACAACUGCGAAGAAUGUGACUCGUUUGAGUAUUUUGGUUUCGAGGAGGAAUCGCAAUAUGACGAUGUGGAAGAAGCUGAUGAAGAUGUUAUGCUUGAAGAGGACCGAGCUGAAAAGCAACUCAACGCUCUUGAAAGUGGAAACUCAGCCGGUCAAGUCGAAACAACAGAAAAUCAAGAAACAGAUUUCUUUGAAGGAGAAGAAGAUGAUGAGCAAGAUAAUAGUGAAAAUGAUAAUAAUGAAGAACAAACGGAAGAUGAAGAUGAUGGUGAAACAGAUAAUGGUGAAGUUGAUGAAGAUGCCCCCGUUGAAGAUCCCGAUCUUGAAGAUACGUUUGAGUGGGAAGAUUGGGUUGUAGACCUUUUUCGAGCAGGUCGAACACCACGUUUCGUCAUGGAUCUGUACCGUUCAGGGCUGUAUAUCAACUAUCCCCAGGUAGAAGACAUCCACAAGCCGGAUAGCAAUGCGUUGUGCUACGAUUUAUUGAAGCUUAUCUUCGCUCUACUGAUGAACGGUAAAAAAAGGCAGUCGUUCCGAUACCUCACGCGUUGCCAAAAAGUAACGCAAUUUCGAUGGAUGAAAUUCUAUGACGUUACGCUACCCGAUAAUUUGAAAUAUGACCCACAUAAACCGAAGAAUUUAUCACUGUUCAAAGCUUUGCUCGAAUCUUUGUCAACCGAUUCAGGUCUUUUGGAAGCAGUUAAGCUUUUACCUCCCAAUUUACGUCUAUACUUUUUGAGCAUAGUCUAUUGGGCCAACAAAUGUUCCGAUGUAACGAGCAUCCACGUUCAUACCUUGAUAGUUUGCUUGAUGCAGUUACUGGUGAUAGACAAACAUUUAUCCAACAGAAAGCGUGACGUGAAAGUCUUUCUGACUAACUACAAGUCGAAUUUAGAAUCAAUGAAACGAACUUACAAAAAAGUUGAAUUGAAAGAAGAAACGUUGACUAAAAAUCUGAUAGCCGAACUUUGCAAAAAGGUCUCAAAAAUAGAAGCAAUUCUAUCGUAUGAUCUUUUCAUAAACUUCUUCCACAUAAACGAGCGCCAAACGCGAAAACAUGCCGAGUUCGAUAGAUUUCUGGCGCAUACUUUUGCUCAGCUUCAAGCGGUCACACUUAACAUGUUUACUCUGAACGCCCUGCUACAGCAUCCCUUUGAAUCGUGUAAAAUGUACGAACUGUACAAUGGACUAUUCACCCAUAACGUGUACCACGCGAUGAAAAUACGUACCGAUCCAAUCAACUACCUCGAAGGCACAAUUUACCGUUAUUCCGGAACCAUGAUGAUCAUCCAUCGGUUGUUGUUCGACUGGGUUCGCGCGGCUGUCCCACAACUGGAAUCCCGCCUGGAAACGAAGAGGCUGACUAAAACGGCAUUAAAACCUAAAAUCACCAAACCAGGCGAACGAAAGCUGGAAGUGGUUGCGAAUGAUUGCAUCGAUGCAGAUCUGUUGGAAUCGAGUGAAGAUGACGGGGAAGGGUUUAGUGACUUGAACAAUCAGUUUAGCCAGUUGUUGCAAAUAUCAUGAAAUUAUGUUGUUGAAGUCACACACACGUUCUGCGUUGCGUUUAGCUAACGAAAAUGUAUCCCAAAGCCUUGUGAAGAAAGCAAUCAGAUUAACGGAGUGAUUGUGAAAACCCCA
Molecule: messenger RNA, 2713 nt
Organism: Uranotaenia lowii
Lineage: Eukaryota; Metazoa; Arthropoda; Insecta; Diptera; Culicidae
Product: protein asteroid-like
Exons: 3
Coding region: 86-2599 (837 amino acids)
Source: RefSeq, a predicted model, not a curated record